Molecule: messenger RNA, 5784 nt
Organism: Canis lupus familiaris (dog)
Lineage: Eukaryota; Metazoa; Chordata; Mammalia; Carnivora; Canidae
Gene: ZMAT4
Product: zinc finger matrin-type 4
Exons: 8
Coding region: 514-1203 (229 amino acids)
Molecular function (GO): nucleic acid binding; zinc ion binding
Source: RefSeq, a predicted model, not a curated record
UUUCAGCCAGACUUGAUUCUGUUACCGGGCAGACGCAUCUCCUGGGCGCGCUUGGAGCCCUGUGGGUGGUGGGGAGCCUUCGGGGAGGCCCCAGGAAGGUGCACACUGCGGCCAGGGGCUGGGCUAUCUUGGGUCCUGGAGGCUGGCUCCCUGGGGGGCCAGGGGAGCAGUGGGGUGCUGCUGUCUGACUGGCAGCCCUGGGAUGAAAACUCCCUCACACUCUUGAGAAUGAGGCAGAGGCUGUGCCGGCUUUGCCUUGCAGGGGUUUGAGCCAGAAUCAGGCAGCUGGCCAGUGGGCCUUGUUUGCUGGCCUUUGUUCUAAGAUGUGAAGAUGAACCAGCAAAGGAGACUGAAGAGCGGCCCCUGAGAUAAGGUUGCCUCAGAAACUAAGUGAAGCAUCGUCAAGGAGGGUGUGAUCAGCAGAUCACAUAGUGCUGGCCUGUGACGAAGGUGUGGAUUGAGAACCAGACAUUAACAGGAAGGCCGCCAGCGAGCUGCUGGUGUGUGAGCCUGAUGAAGUCCUCCGAUAUCGAUCAGGAUUUAUUUACAGACAGUUACUGCAAGGUGUGCAGUGCACAACUGAUAUCCGAAUCUCAGCGCGUGGCUCAUUACGAGAGUCGAAAACAUGCAAGCAAAGUCCGACUGUAUUACAUGCUUCAUCCCAGGGAUGGUGGGUGUCCUGCCAAGAGGCUCCGGUCAGAAAAUGGAAAUGACGCUGAUAUGGUGGAUAAGAAUAAGUGCUGUACACUCUGUAACAUGUCCUUUACCUCGGCAGUGGUGGCGGACUCACAUUAUCAAGGCAAAAUCCAUGCCAAAAGGUUAAAACUGUUGCUAGGAGAGAAAACACCACUAAAGACCACAGCAACACCCCUGAACUCACUUAAGCCUCCGAGGGUGGACACUGCUCCAGUGGUCGCAUCUCCCUAUCAAAGACGAGAUUCAGACAGAUACUGUGGACUCUGUGCAGCCUGGUUUAACAAUCCUCUCAUGGCCCAGCAACAUUACGAUGGCAAGAAACACAAAAAGAAUGCAGCAAGAGUUGCUUUAUUAGAACAACUUGGGACAACUCUGGACAUGGGGGAACUAAGAGGUCUGAGGCGCAAUUACAGAUGUACCAUCUGCAGUGUCUCUCUAAACUCCAUAGAACAGUAUCAUGCCCAUCUGAAAGGAGCUAAACACCAGACCAACCUGAAGAAUAAGUAGUGAAAACAUCAAUCAAGAGAUGAGAAAAAAAAAAAAAUGUCAGGAUUUCUCUGCCCUGGAGAAUUGCUUAUCAACCACCAGAGGAGGAUUCUUUCUUGAACAAUGAACAUUUCUUAUGAGGAUUCACAGAUUAACAUAUAACUAAUCUUAGUUUUGGAGAGCAAGUGAGCUUUGUUGCUUUCUUUCUUUUAAUUUUGUGGUAAGUUAUGAUAUUUGGAUGGAUUUUUUAAUUCUUUCCUGAUUAUCUAUUUAGCACAUGUUCUCAAUUAUGAUUCUAUAGCAAACAGUGGGAACUUCAUUCAAACUUAAAGACAGUGGGAAGAUCUAAAUUUCUAAUUUAUUCUAGAUUUCUUCAACAUAUAAUUAUUUCAUUAAAUCCUUGAUGAUAGAGAUGUGAAGCACCUCUUUCAAGACAUAAACAUUAUUUUUUCAUCACGCUGAACAUGAUUGGUGGCAACAUGCACAGAAGCAGAAUGAAUCACUACUAGUAGAAGAUAUAUAAUGGACACAAAUACAGCUCCUUCAUUUCACCUUCAAAACUGUGAGCCAGGUUUGCCAUCUGAACAACAAGAAUAAAGAGGGUGAAAAUCCUUUUUUUCUGAUCAUUCAAAGAACAGUUUCUCAAGGUUAAGCCAAGUCCUCUUUGCAAGCUGCCAAAAUAAUAGCUUAGGAAAAGAAUUAGUUUGCCUGCAUGAUGAUCCUCUUAGGCAAAAAAUGUCUUAACAGCAGUUGACCUUGAUGAAAUGUUUUCCCAAAGGCAGCCAAGAGAAGAAUUACAAAAACCCCUGAAUGAGAGGGAAAUAACUGAAUAUUUCUUAUGAAGUUGGCCUGAAUUGUGGGCUCUGAUGUGGGGUGCUGAUGAUUUGGGAAGAAUUGCCUAAGUCCUGAAGAAAUGACAGCCUUGGGUAUGGUGAGUCCCCCUAUUCCUCUGUUUCUCACUGAAUCCUCUUGCUGAGCCAAGGCUCAGUCACUUGGAAAGAACACCACUGGCCAGUAUGACAGACUGGAAAACUGUUAAGCUCUGAUGGGGAAUGCCUCUGAGUAUAAAUUCUAAAGCUUUCUCUGGGUUUAACUCUUCUUCGUCGUGACUGGAUCUGGUGUCCUGCAGGCUGGCUGCGGAAGUCAGACAUGUAACUUCUAUUCACAAUGCUUCUCAGUGCUCUGACUGGGGUUGCCCUUUGUACAUUCUGACCACAGGCAAUUGAUCUCCUGGUGUCAGGAUUUUCUGGAUGUCUCUUGUUUUUCCACAGAGAGCUGAGGUGGUUACAGCUCAUUGAGCAAUAAAUUAAAUGACUUACAAAUGCACAGUAUUGUUACAAAGGUGUUUGAAAGUUGGCACCAUUUCCUCAAGAGAGCCCACUCAGGAGGGGCCAGGGCUGCCAGCUUCCGUGCCUACAGAGAGAAUCAGCUACACCAGCCACAUGCUGUGCCCUGGGAAGGAAGGAGGGUUUGAUGGGAAGCAGUCUAUUUUGUUGUUUUGGAAAGCACAGAACAGAGCUACAAACCUGCGAUGACGACUCUUCUGCCAAUGUGUGAAAUAAUGCUUUAUUUGUCAAUUCCGCUGUACAAUAAGCACUGUCCAAGUAAAAAACAAAAAACAAAUCGAAACAGCCCCCCCCCCAAAAAAAAAGAAAACACACACACAAAAAAACCAAAACAAAACUUUGUUUCUGUUUGUUUAGUGAGGGAGCUCAUACCCUCGAGUUUUAUUUUUUUGUUUUUGUUUUUUUCCUUUACUUUAUUAAUGACCUGAUAUAGAUGAGUCUAUGAACAUAGAUCUCUUUUGCCUUAUAGAGAGGCAUGCCAAACCCUUUACAGAUAAGCUCCUGGGUUUAAUAAUCAGAUUAUUUCAGAAUGAGGAAUUCUGAGAUCUCAGAAUCUCAGAAUUUCUCAUCUAAAUAUCAUCGCUCCUUGGCAACUUGUCAAGUGAAAGUGAAUAUCCAACCAGAGAUUUUGUUUGUUUUCAAAUUUCUUUUUUUUUAAUUUUUGCAUAAGUAAGGGAAAUUAUUGUUCCAAUAUACCAUGGAGCUGACAUACUAAGUUUUAAACAAGAACAGCCUAUGAAUGUUAUUUAUAUUUUUGGAAGUCUUCGAUGGAGACCUCUGCUUGGAAAGCUAGUUGUUUGUUUUUUUCUGUUCUUAUUUAUUAUUAGUCAUAAUAGUAGUAGUAUGGUUAUAUUUAAUUAGGUCAUGUCUUACAUUCCAAUUCAUUAUGGAACCAAUGGGAGUGAGAUGUAAGGUAAAUAAUUUAAAAUAGCCAAAUUAAUUCUGGCAGAGAGGCACAGACCCAUGGGGACCUGGCACAUGCGGAGCUGCUCAGGUAGGGGUAGGGCCCCAUGGUGUCAGCAGAGAUUCCCAGAGAGAUAAGAAUGAAUCCUGGGAUUUCCCAUUAAACUUCAAUCCAAGGGACCUAGGAGAAAACUCUAUUUGAAAGAAACUACCUAAAUUAUCAGUAUAGAAACCCUUUUCACUAUUCCAGAGUACUUAGAGUAAUGGCAACUAAAGUAACCAACUACUGCCAUUUGAAAUUUUGUCCCAGGGAGGGAAAAAUGUUGCAAAAUUAACAACUGCAGAAGCCUAACUGCACCUUUUAUUAGAGUGUUUUUUUUUUUUUCUCUGUAUUUAAAAGGAUUCUUGCUAAGUGGUUGAAAUCAUCUAUGUCUUCGUAUAGAGACAAAAUACUCCUACAGACCUGGUCAUAGAAUUCACUUAACUUUUCAAAGUUUUUUUCCUUAAGUUUAGAGGUGAGCUUCUGACUAGCAUCUGUGCCAGUGGCCACAAAUGCCAUGGUAACAAAACCCGAAUUAAUGAGUGUUCAUUAUAUAUAACCUCCGUAGCCCAGUGCACUAGUAAAUAUCAUCAUAAAGCAAUCUGCUAAGUAGAGAGGACCGCAGUGAUCCCUUUGGCUGAUAAAAAUAGUAAUAAAACUCUCAUCUGCAAUUGUUUGGCCACAAAGACCCAUAUAGGAUUUGUUUUUCAUUUGCCUCUUAGAUAACAUAUAAACAUAAAUUGGACCUGCAAGGGUCUUUAUACCAUUCUACUGAAUUGAGUUUAUUAGAUCAUCCAGACCAAGAGAAGAAGAAUAUGAGACAGAUGAAAAAUGCUAGGACUCCCUGAGGUGAAUUUGAGCCCUGGGGAGGGGCAGUAGCCACCCUCCCCCAAAGCUGAUCUUUGAGGGAGGCAUUCCUGACAAGUCGCUGUGAGCACAGCAUCUUUAAACUCCAGUAACAAAAUUAACUUUCUGAACUGUCAGGUAAUGAAAUAACCACCCUCUCUACAUUCUAUUCAGACUAAAUUAUCCAUUGUUUGACCAGCUCAGACAAAGAAUUGAUUGUUGUUCUUUUGUGACCAAAAUGAGAAGGAUUUGAUCCACAUAUUACUAUGGGGACAGAUUUUUUUCUUUUUUUUUUUUGGCUUCUUACCUAAUUUAUUCAGGCUAAAGUCAUGCUAAACUACCUCAUAGGUUUGUGGUGUGAAUUAGCUAAUUAAUAAAUUUCAAGUGCUUAAAAAUAUAAAUCUCUAUAUAAAUGCUGCCUUAGUUGGCUUUCUAGUUUAAGAUGUGCAUGUCAAAGUAACUAUCUAUAUAUUUCAUUGUAAUAUUCAUGUUGGUAAAUUUGUCUUUAAACUUAAUAUACAAAUAUCUUGAUGUAAAAUGCAACUCUGAGAGCCCCAGUAUGGACUCAAACUCAAGCUGGCAAAUGUAGCAACUAGAAGCAAAACCAAAAUGUUUUCUUAAGCAGAUUUUAAAGCAGGCAUUCACAAAGGUCGGGGGUGGGGGUGGUUAACACUGGUUUUAAAGAGUGUAUUAAGUAAUUUUGUAUUAUAAUAAUUAAAAUGCCAAAACAUGUCAGUGAUUUAUAUUUAAAAAUUAAUUAUAAUGGGUUUAAGGUUAGGAUAAUGAUAACACAUUGAGUGAAACACAGAGGGAAGAGUUAUAACUACUCCACAUGUUUCUGAAUGCCUACCAGAGAGGUUGUUUGGGUGGACAUUGGCUUUGAUUUGUAUCUUCCUAGAAAAACGUUGAACACUGUCUUUUUGAAAGGGUAUAACCUAAACAGAAAGGAAAGGAAUUAAUACCUCACCAUCCUUAGUAACAUCAUCUGAAGGGUCUAUGGCAGCUAUUUAAAAACUAAAUUUACUGUGGUCUACUUUGCUGCCAUUUUUUUCCUGUAUGAUUAAUUAUUCCUUAGUCACUAUUCUGAGUAGCAGUUUUAUUUGCUAAUUUCAAAUGCCUCAACUUAAUUAGCAAUUCAUUCUGACCUUUAGAAAACACAUUCUAUCGUCUUCAAAUUGUAUGAGUGAAGGGGAAGAAUCCUAUUUCACCUAUUCCCCCACUUCCAACUAUCACUAACAAAUUACAUCGUUUCUGAAGAACUAAGCUAUUGUUAUACACCAAACCUGGACAUCAUCUGCACUUGUCUGAAGUCCAGCUCAGAUUUCCUCAUUGCGCAGGUGGGCACUAGGCUCCGCAGAGGCUGUGUCAACUUCAGAAUGUUUAAGUAAUGUACAAAUGUAGGAUAUUUGGCUGCUAAAUUUAUUCAUUUUUUAAUUAAAGAAAUAAAAGUGAAAUUGAUACACACAA